AUGCCAUCCCGCCCCACCGCGAGCGAUGUCGCUUCCACGAGGCACGCACUGGGUGUGGCCGCCCCCGCCGCGGAGGCAGUGAUGCUCACGCCUCCGGUCGGGAUGGCUAUGCAACGACUCGAUACAUCACCUAUCCGGAGAGAAGAGAAUGCACUCUCCUUCCGGCAGUUCCUUGCAAGGGGUUCGGGAGGAGCUGGAGCCCGUCCAAAGAGGAGACAGAAUCAAGAGCUGAACCCAAUUGGUGAUCCCCCUGAAAAUAUAGUCACUGAGAGGUUGCCUGAUUUUGUGAAGGAUUAUAUGAGUCCUAGUGGCAGUUUUGGACAAGAAGUAUCUGAGAAUGGAGACAGAUGUGAACGGACCCAUGGCUCAGCACCACCUGAUCUGCGAGCUGGUUUGCCUGAUUUCACCGCUGAUGCAAGAAUCCCUUGUGCAUCUGAAUUGGAGGCUCAGUCCUCUCCUUCUCUCAAUGGUUUUCCCUGUGAUUUGACACGUGUGGAAAACAGGCCUAGUCACAUUGUGAAUUCUCAGGGAAUGCCAGCAUCAGGACACUCGUCCAAACUGCCAGAUUUUCUCCCAGACUCUGCCAUUCCUAGUAGUUUCCCUAAGGACCAUGAGACUAGACUCAGAGGCAGUGCUCAUGGAAGUGCCCAUGAUAUGUCGAAUAGGUCUGCUGAGAGUGUAAAUCUUCCAUCUUCUGACCAACCUCCUCUCAGAUUUCCUAACAGAUGUAGUGCUUCAGAUUCAUCUACAGAACUAAGCAUCAGUGGAACAAAUGGGAAUCCUCUGUUCGACGUGAACAUUCUCAAGGAGCAGUUGGAUGAAAAUAUUAUGAGGAGGAUUAGAGCUGAAAGAGAAGUUCUGCAUCUGCAGCAGAAGUUGAGUUCUGUUGAAGAGCAACUGAAGAUCCUGUCAGAGGAGAAUGCAAUGCUCAGAAGAAGGAACCUCAACCCACUUGCAUCAGGAACAAUAGAAAAUACUGUAGCACAAAUUUACCAAGUUGCAGACAAUGCAGAGCAUCACCUCAGGCAACUUCUGUCUGGUGUGGAUUCUUUGCGGUUGAUAACUUCAGCUCUGGAUGCCAUAGAGACAUCCACCAAUCAACAUGUCUUACACAGUGAAGAAGGUGCUUCUGGAGGAGGCACUGCUUGAUUGCUUCCCUCAAUAUUAUGAGAUCCAUUCACCAUAGAGUUGUCUCCCUCUCUUGAAAAGAUCUUAUGAUCUUUUCCCAUGUCUGAGUAGCCUGAAAGACACUUGAGGUAAACCCUUGGAUCUUAUCUCAUUUCUUCACCCUGGUUCCUGUAGGAUGGUGUUGGCUCCUUGACUUCUUAUAUGUACUAUUUAUUUGUUUGCUUCUGUCAUGUAAGACUUGCCAAGCAGAGAUUUAGAGUGUUUAGACCCAUUUUGCAAGUAUAAUAUCUCUCACAGGGGAUUGGAUCACCCUCUACUAAGGGAUGUAGUGUGGAAUUAUUGUACACAGUCUGCUACAAAAGUCAAAAUGAAAAUGUUGAAUGAGAAUUAAAGUAGGGUUGCAACAUGUUUUACUGGUGUCAGAGAUUGGCUAAUGUUUGUGAUUUUGAUUUGCAUCCUUGAUUGAAAAUCAGUGUCCAGUUGAUAUGCAAUAUUUUUGCUAUUAUUUACUCCCUUUUCUCACAUAAAUUGGGGAGCUGAUAAGAGCAGUUGGGAGAGGAGAUACAAUGUUGACAUAGGGCUAGGCCUAGAUCUGUUGAGUAUUUAUGUAGUGCACAGCUCAAUGGUGGCAUGAAUUCUCAGUCCUGCAUCGACUUCAGGAUACUUCCAUACUGCUUCCUUUAUGUCUAGACCUAUGGUAAAGAGCAAGCAAGGGAAUGAGUUCAAGCACAAGCAUUGGUCCUCUCUUUGUGUUUCUCUACAUCUAUUGAUCAUAAUACUUUCCAUGUGCCUACAAUGUAUCUAGCUGAGAUAUGCUGGUGUAAUGAUUGUGAGAUGUUACAAACAGGGCUCCUCAAGAUGUUGGGCCUCAUCAAAACGUAGCAUCAUUCAUUCAUUUACUCAUUCAAUUUGCCAGCAGAAGGGCUUCAAGAGUAUGUAUUGGUCCAUGGACCUCCUCCAUUUUGCACCAUGCUUGCCCCAGACCCCUCCCAUCUUUGUGGUGUCAUUGUCUCCAUUGGAAUCACAUAUCUGCACCUAUAUGCUGACAUGUGAAGUCCUGUUUCCCUCAUGGUGGAGGAACUGUGAUUCCCUUGGGAAGAGCUGAACCUGAUCCAUUUUUUGAUCAGGAGCCCAAAAUAUUGUGUGCACUUUAAUCUUGAGUGGGAGUAAACACUUUUGGAGCAGUUGGAGUGGGAGUCUGAAUUUCUCAAAUUUUCUGGGACUGUAACCUAUAAGUGACAACUUAUUUAAAAAGUAAUAAUGGAUGAUACAAUGUGUAAUAGGGAGGUAACCCUUAUGUACAAGAACAUGCAUGCAUGCAACAGAGUCCAAUUGGUUGGAAGGGAACACUCAAGAAAUUCUAUUUCCACUUUUGCUUCUCUGGAAUGUUCUUAUUCCCACCCCAUGUGUUAUAUGCACAGAUGUAUGGCUGCACUGGAUGAUGAUGCAAGGAUGAAGGGAGGGAGCUUUAGUGUGCCUGGUGGGC
Molecule: messenger RNA, 2614 nt
Organism: Darwinula stevensoni
Lineage: Eukaryota; Metazoa; Arthropoda; Ostracoda; Podocopida; Darwinulidae
Source: the annotation of a GenBank genome assembly